Messenger RNA from Hordeum vulgare subsp. vulgare (domesticated barley), 728 nucleotides. RefSeq lists its product as uncharacterized. The coding region runs from base 94 to 531 and encodes 145 amino acids. The transcript is spliced from 3 exons. Gene Ontology annotation, molecular function: RNA binding. The record is from RefSeq and is a predicted model, not a curated record. Lineage: Eukaryota; Viridiplantae; Streptophyta; Magnoliopsida; Poales; Poaceae.
CUUCUUACCAAGAUCAAGGCUUUGUAUGAUAAUACUCCAAAGCAUCCUGGAGAAGGCACAAGUUCGAAAAACAUCCAUGUUCAAAUAAGUCAAAUGCAUCAUGGAGAAGGCUCAAGUUCAAGAAACAUCCAUGGUCAAACAAGUCAUAUGCUCUGCCAUGAUUAUCAGUCAACCUCCCGUUUGGCGGCAUUGCCUGAUAAGUUGAGCUUAAGAGAGGACCAUAAUGAUGCAAUCAUGCAACAAUUAUCUGAUGUUCCACCUGAUGAGAGAACUUUGUUCGUGACAUUUUCCAAUGGUUACCCACUGACCAAAGAUGAACUAUAUGAAUUUUUUAUGAGCCACUAUGGAGAUAUUGAAGAAAUAAAUAUAGAGGUGCCAUUCGAAGACAGGCCACCUUUAUACGCACACGUUACAUUUCAUUCGCAGCUGACACUCUUCCGUGUCCUAGAUGGGAACAUCAGAGUCAACUUCAUGACCUGCAGCGGAAAACAUAUACGGGCUCGACAGUUUGUGCCGAAGAAGAAGAAAUAAACUGAAGUGUGAUGAUCUAUAUAUGCCAAGCAUUCUGGAGGCAUACUCGAAUAGAAUCUGCACUGCUAAGAUUAUUUUUGUCCCUUCUGCACCUUAAUUACCCAUUUAUGACCUAGAUUUAUGGGCAUUGUUCUGAACUUCCGGUAUAUGCCAUUGCGAGGACUUAAAUUUGUACUUGUCAAGUUUACAAAUUUAUA